Priapulus caudatus is the source of this 4827-nucleotide messenger RNA. RefSeq names its product collagen type IV alpha-3-binding protein-like. Bases 143 to 1969 code for a protein of 608 amino acids. Gene Ontology annotation, cellular component: Golgi apparatus. The transcript is spliced from 13 exons. Gene Ontology annotation, molecular function: phosphatidylinositol-4-phosphate binding. NCBI's taxonomy places the organism in Eukaryota, Metazoa, Priapulida, Priapulimorpha, Priapulimorphida, Priapulidae. The record is from RefSeq and is a predicted model, not a curated record. Gene Ontology annotation, biological process: ER to Golgi ceramide transport.
AUUUUUUUAGGAUUACAGCCGCUAAAAAAUAUCUGAAAUAAGCUCGUGUGUGUAGAUAAAGUUUUUCUACCUUAUACCGUAAUAUAUGUUGUGUAAACUGGCGCAUCGGCGUCUUUUGUAAAUACGAUAACGUUCUGGGACAAUGAGUGAUGAGAACAUAGCUAACCUCACAGAUGAAGAAGAGGACGAGUUCGAAGAAGGUAGACGCCUAUGCGAACUUCAUGGCACCCUAAGCAAAUGGACAAAUUACAUUCACGGUUGGCAAGAACGCUAUAUAGUGUUGAAGGAUGGUACACUUAGCUAUUACAAAUCAGAACACGAAACCGACUUUGGAUGUCGUGGUGCUAUCAGCAUCAGUAAAGCAGUAAUACAGCCGCACGAGUUCGACGAGUGCCGGUUCGAUAUACAAGUAAACGACAACGUGUGGUACCUGCGCUGUGGCGAUGGCGACGACCGCCAGCGCUGGGUCGAGGCGCUCGAGAACUACAAGGCCGACUCUGGCUUCGGCAGCGAGAACAACCUGCACCGGCACGGCUCGCUCAUCUCUAUCACGUCAGCAAACAGCCUGUCAACAACGAGCACCUCGUCAUUCAAGCAAAGAGGGCGUGGGCUGAAGGAGAAACUAGCUGAGAUGGAGACGUUCAGAGACAUCUUGUGUCAGCAAGUAGACACGCUACAGAGGUACUUCGACACCUGCACAGAUGCCAUGUCUGACCAAAACGACCAGCGAAUCAGUCCCGAUCGCGACGGAGAAAUUGAUGACAUAGACGAGGAGUAUGGCAUGCCUGUCAACACUGAUCACCUUCUUCCCCGCUUCCGCAAGGAUUCGCCAUGCUCACAGGAAACACUUGCCGUGCAUGCAGCACACUCUAUAGACUUCAAGGGUGAAGCAAUCACAUUUAAAGCAACGACAGCCGGAAUAAUAGCAACACUAUCUCACUGCAUAGAGUUGCUCACACAGAGAGAAGACAGCUGGAAGAAGCGCCUUGAGAAGGAGCUAGACAGGAGGAAAAAGGUUGAAGAGCUGUACAGACGGGCCUGCGAAAAACUGAAAGCAGAAAAACAGACAAAGCCCAUCGUUCGCGGUGGGCCAGAUUUUGAGGAGGGACCAUACAGUGCACUUGCUGAAGACGAGUUCUUUGAUGCAGUUGAUGCUGCUCUUGACAAGCUAGAUAAGGAAGAUGAACAGCUACAGAGGCAGUGGUCAAGAGAGAACCAUCAGGUUGUAGUGAAGUCAACAUCAUUGCCAUACCCUGCAGAGCACAGGCUGUCUGUAGAGAUUGAGGAACGUGUAGCAGAGCAUAUACGGUUGAUGAGGGCAGACUUUGGUAAUCACAAAGGAGACUGGGAGCUCUUUGCUGAAGAAGGAGAUAUGAAGUUGUAUCGCAUGGAGCUGGAGGAAAAUGGGCUAGUUCUAGACCCUCUGAGGGCCAUGCAUGUUGUGAAGGGUGUCACAGCUCAUGAACUUUGUCACUAUUUCUUCGACAUGGGUGUAAGAAAAGACUGGGAUACAUCUUUAGAAAACUCCAAGGUCAUCGAGACACUAGCAGCUGAUACACUGGUCGAGUAUCAGCAUCACAAGCGCCUCUGGCCAACGACGGCACGUGAUGCCUGCUUCUGGUCUCAUAUCCGGCAGAUCCAUGACGACUCGGACUCUGAGAGCCAGCCCAUCUGGGUGGUGGCAAACUACUCGACCGAACACCCAGAGGCGCCGCCGACCAAGUGCAUUCGCAUGCUUCUCAACGUAGCAUUGAUCUGUCAGACAGUUAUGGAUCCUCCUGGUGAGCAUGAACAGAUUACACGUGACCACAUUACAACCAAGUUGACCUAUACAUCGCAAGUGAAUCCAGGAGGCUGGGCUCCAGUAUCUGUACUCAGAACCAUAUACAAGCGUGAGUACCCGAGGUUUGUCAAGCGUUUCACACAGUAUGUCAAGGACCAGACCAAGGACAAGCCAAUCAUGUUCUAAGGAUUAUGAGUUUGGCACCCUUUACUCUGUAGUUACAAUUAUCACUGAACCAUGCAUAAGCUCCAGUUUCUAACCACUAGUGUGGAAUCAUCAAAAUUACAAUUACUGAGCACUUCAGCUAAUCUUGGCAGCUGGAACACAGGCAGAUUUCAAAGAUUCUUUCGUCAAACCUCUGCAAUUAAAGGAACAUGCGAUAUUUCCACGAUGCAUAUCAGCUGGGUAAAUGGUUAGAGCCCCAAAUGCUUCGACUGCUCUGCUCUUAAUAUUGCCCCCUGGUUCACCAUAUAAAUUCAACACGAUAGGUCAUUGAGUAGCUAUCACACGUGCAGCUGCAGUAGUCCCUGCUUAGUACUCAUGCUUUACCAGUGUCGCUCGCUCACAUUCCUGUUGUUACUUCACAGACCACUUCUACUCGUGCGCCUAUCACAUAUAAUUGAUCAUGUUCAAUAAAUACUCGCAUAGACAUUUAGCCGUCUGCGUGCCCACCUAAAUUAGAUUCAAUAUGUAGUUUGUGGCAUUCCAAACAAAGCAGUCCAACCUAGGGGUGAUUGUUAUAUAAUAGCUGCUCUCAGCUAGCUUACCCAUACUUUGAAGCCAAACCGCAAAAGUAUUGCAUUGCUGAUUAGUCAUUUAUUGGUUAACAUUUAUAUGAAGAUAUAUACAUUUAUAUGGUUGGCAAAUUCUUGCCUAUCAUUUUGUUUAAUCUGUUAAUGGUGCUUGUGAAUAUGCAGGUUAAAUGACCGUUAAACAAUACUACAUUCAUGUUCAUCAUACAUUCAUGUUCAUCAUUUUUCCACAAUAUUUACAACUGAAAGAGAAAAACAGUGCCCAUGCAUAAUAGUCGAGGUUUGCUUAACCCGCCUUAGCCAUUGCCUGACAUCAAAUCUAAAAUGCCUUGCGAUGUUUUGUAACCACCUACAGUGUUAAUAAUAUCUAGACAUGUUCGUUGUUAGUUUUAUACACCCUACCCCACGAAUAACAUUGGAUGGUAUCGGUGUGUGAUGACAAUGGAAAUUCCAAAUGCAUGAAUGCCAAUUGUCAUCUGUAUCUAAAUAUGCAAUGUUCUGUUGUUCAUUACUGUUUGAAAUGGGAAUACUUGAAAAAUUAAAGUAAUUAAUGUAGUCUAAUGACCCUUUUUUUCGGUUACUUUAUUUUAUACUGGACUCAAGGGGUUUAAAUCCACAUCAGUAGAACCCACUCCAGGAAUCUGGCUCGGUCCAGUUUUUGGCAGUUCUUCAAUUGCAUAAUUUAUUUGAAGCAGAUUUUUACGACUGUAUGCCCUUACUAACAUCAACCCGUGAUGGGAAGUUUUUCCACACUCUAUAAGAACAAGAUGCCGUCUGCUAGUAUAUUUCAACAGACAAGUAAAGGGAAAUGGUGAAUAUACUUAACGAACAGCUGGUGUCCAAUGGGGUGGCUGCAUAGAACUCUAUUGUGAGAAUCCUAAAUGCUAUAUUUUGCAGAAAAGAGUAUUUUUAAAGAAUCUCAGUUUCUCACUAAAAGUUCUGUAGACAUGUAUAUGAAGAAGCCAACUAUCAUUGAUUCUUAUUCAUUGACGUUAAUCGUAAGGGGUACUUUAAAGUAUAAUGGGUUCAUUGUUAGCAACAAGUUAUAUUUCACUCAGGUUUUGUUUCUCUAUAUGGACUAAACAUGGGUGAAACUGUGGUUAUUAUUUUUGUGAUCAUCUGUACUGGCCACCUCACUACUGCUUGUGGUGCUUGUGGUGCUUGGCCCCGAUAUUAGCAUUAUUUUUUUGAUGUAAAUGAAUAUCAGCUGGUUGACAUUUGCAUUCACACGAACACGUUUUAUACAAAAUUGUAGCUUUUCUUUUACCCUUCCAGAACUGAACAUUAAUGCAGUGAUAAAAUCUACUGACCUGUUAAAGCAAUAGCUAGAUUCUACUACAUGUAUCAUAGUAAUAUACAUUUUGAAAGGUGUAAUUAUGCCUUUCUAUACACAUGCCUUUCUUGCAUGUGUGCUUGUAUAUGUGGAUAAGAAGAUGAGAAGAGAGAGAGAGAGAGAGAGUGCGAGAGUAAGAGAGCAAGCAAGAGCGGGAGAGAGAGAGAGAGAGUGCACUAUGAGUUAUAGUAUUUUGUUUUUUUAGUAUUAAACACUGUAGUGCAUUAAAAUGCAUCAAACCUGUAUCACUAGGUUUGUAAAACAUGUGUGGAAAUAAUCUCAGUUUCAAUAUCUGAUUUUCAUUGGAUUGUAACAAACUUGUACACUUUGUGGAACCAGUUGAGAUUACAGUAUGUAGUUCACGGAAGGGUUGGGUAAAACAGCAAUGGCCAACUGCAAAUGAAAUAUUUGCCACUGUUUGAUAUUUAGAAACAUCAAUCUGCAUGUAUGAUAUGUAUGAUCUACAUGUAAUUGUACAUGAAUGAUAUUUUGUCUCAUUAUGGAACUAAUUGGGAUUUUAUUUUGCAGAUGUGUAUAUUGUACAAUUUAAAUUAUAACAUUAGCUGUGAACUCAGUUCGCAGCAACAUCCAGCAUUUGAACUAUUUCGUCACAUUUCAUACAUUUAGAAUCGGUUGAGAUUUGGCUAUAAGGCCCUGCCACCCUUGUAUAAGUUUUGCGAAUAUAAAGAAAUGGUUGAUGUUGAUAUUAGGAGGAUGGUGGCAAAGCAUGACGAUGUUUGAGCAUCUGAAAAUGGCCAAUCUCUCAUGUAUAUACAGCACUAGUUGUAACAUUUUGCAAUCAUGUCAUGUUCAUAAUUUUGUGUACUUCCUGAGAUAGGUUCAGCAACAUUAAAACAAGCAUUAAUGUAAAAAGGAUUCUUAGGAUUAAAUUCAAUUGUGGCAUUUUUAUGGUUUCAGAUAUCUGCAAUAAAUGGCAUAUUGUCACAAUUGUUCUACCA